CGAGUGAUUUAUAUAAACUUUCUACGCAUUUUGUCAUUUAUUAUAAAAAGAUUAGUCCUCCCACAACUACCUUGAGUCUAUUAUUCAUUACAUUACACUUUAUCUUCAGCAAGUGAGUUUUCAAUCUUCAAAUUCUGCAAUGGCUUGCAUAACCAACAAUAACGGUUCUUCAUCACGCACAAUGAAUUUUGAUGUUUUUGUGAGCUUUAGAGGUGAGGAUACUCGUAAUAAUUUCACUGAUCAUCUUUUUGCUGCUCUUCGAAGGAAAGGUGUUGUUGCCUUCAGAGAUAACCAAAAUAUCAAUAAAGGGCAACUCUUGGAACCUGAGCUCAUGCAAGCAAUCAAACGAUCACGUCUUUUCAUUGUUGUCUUCUCAAAGAAUUAUGCAUCAUCCUCAUGGUGCUUGAAAGAGUUGACAAUGAUUUUUGAUUGGGUUAAAGAAACAGGUCAAAGUGUUCUUCCUAUUUUCUAUGAUGUCACUCCUUCUGAAGUUCGAAAACAAAGUGGAGAGUUUCAAAAAGCUUUUGCCGAAUACGAAGAAAGCUUUAGAGAUGAUUUGGAAAUGGUAAAAAAAUUGAGGGAAGCUAUGAAGGCAAUUGCCAACCGUUGUGGGUGGGAUGUACUGAAUAAGCUACAACAUGAAGAAAUAGAAAAAGUUGUUGAAGAGGUAAUCAACUUAUUGGGUCAUAAUCAAAUUUUGAAUUUUGGAGAUGAUUUAGUUGACAUGCACUCUCGUGUAAAACAAUUAGAGGAACUUGUUGAUCCAGAUGCAAAUGAAGUUGUUCGAGUAAUAGGAAUAAGUGGGAUGGGUGGAAUAGGAAAGACAACACUCGCUACUGCUUUAUUUGAUAAAAUCUCUCAUCAAUAUGAUGCUUGUUGUUUCAUUGAUGAUGUAAGCAAAAUUUAUGGGGAGUUUGGACCCGUCGUUGCACAAAAACAACUUCUUUGUCAAGCUCUAAAUCAAGGUAAUGUUGAGAUAAACAAUCUUUACCAAGGAACCUUGUUGAUAAGAACUAGGUUGUGCCACUUAAAGGUGCUUAUUGUUCUAGAUAAUGUUGAUCAAGAUGAACAAUUGGAAAAAUUGGCUUUGCAUCCUAAAUAUCUAGGUGUAGGGAGUAGAAUCCUCAUAAUCUCUAGAGAUAGUCAUAUCUUAAGAAAUUAUGGAGUGAAUGAAGUUUACAAUGUUCAAUUGUUGAAUGCAAAUAAAGCUCUUCAAUUAUUUUGUAGAAAAACUUUCAAAUCUGAUGAUAUUUUGAAUGAUUAUGAAGAGUUGACCUAUGAUGUACUAAAAUAUGUUGAUGGCCUUCCUUUAGCAAUUAAAGUGUUAGGCUCAUUUUUGUUUGGUCGAGAUGUUUAUGAGUGGAGAAGUGCAUUGGCUAGACUAAAAGAAUAUCCAAACAAAGAUAUUAUGGAGGUGUUGCGAAUAAGUUUUGAUGGAUUGAAGGAAAUGGAAAAAGAAAUAUUUUUAGAUAUUGCUUGUUUCUUUUGUGAUAGACACCAACAACAGAGUAAGGGAACAAUAAAAAGGUUUCUAGACUAUCGUGGAUUUUUUCCCGAUAUUGGCAUGAAAGUUCUCAUUGAAAAAUCACUCAUAACUUGUGAUAAAUGGGGGGUUAAAAUGCACGACUUGUUAAAAGAGUUAGGCAGAAGUAUUGUUCGAGAAAAAUCACCCAAUGAACCAAGAAAGUGGAGCGGGUUAUGGGACAUCAAAGAUCUCCAAAAUGUCAUGAUAAAAAAUGAGGAAGCCAAAGAUCUUGAAGCCAUAUUUAUUAAUAAAAAAUAUUAUGAAGAGCAUUUGGAAACAACAAUGACAGUGAAUGCUAUAUCAAAAAUGAAGCAUCUCAAGUUGCUCAUACUUGGGAAUGUGAAUUUUUUGGGAAGUCUCAACUAUCUUUCUAAUGAAUUAAGAUAUCUAUCUUGGCAUAGAUAUCCUUUCAUUUGUUUGCCAUCAAAUUUUCAUCCGGAUAAUCUAGUAGAGUUGAUCUUGUGUCAUAGCAAUCUCAAACAAUUAUGGAAAGGCACAAAGCAUCUGCCAAAUUUGAUAUAUCUAAAUCUUAGCCACUCCAAAAAUCUUAUUGAGGUGCCAGAUUUAACGGGAGUUCCUCGUCUUAGGCGUCUUAUUCUUCAAGGAUGUAUAAAUAUUAGGCGGAUCCAGCCAUCCAUUGGUAUUCUGAGAAAACUUGUUUCUCUGAAUUUGGAAAAUUGUAAAAAUCUUAUUGAGAUGCCAGACUUAACGGGAGUUCCUCGUCUUAGGCGUCUUACUCUUAAAGGAUGUAUAAAUAUUACGCGGAUCCACCCAUCCAUUGGUAUUCUGAGAGAACUUUUUUCUCUGAAUUUGAAAAAUUGUAAAAAUCUUUUCCACAAUUUGAAUAUCAUUUUCGGACUCAAAUCUCUUAAGGCGCUAAAUCUCUCUGGCUGCUCAAAAUUACUAAAUAAUCGUCUGCUAAAGAAAUCAAGGGAGGCAGAACAUUUGGAGAACGUUGAUAAAAAUACAAGUGUUAUCCAAUUAUCAACAUCCUCUGUAUAUGUAAUUCUAAUGUUGCCUUUGUAUUUCCUUUCCUCUCACAAACAUGGAGAUUCACUUGAUUUAUUGUUGCCAUAUUUGUCUCGUUUCCCAUGUUUGCGAUAUCUUGAUCUAAGUUUCUGCAAUCUACUUCAAAUUCCCGAUGGUAUUGGGACCUUACAGUCUUUAGAAACCUUAAAUUUGGGGGGAAACAAAUUCGUGAGACUACCUACUACCAUCAAGGAGCUUUCCAAUCUUCAGCGUUUAAAUUUGCAGCACUGCAAGCAGCUGAAAUAUUUGCCUGAGCUUCCAACAACCAAAAAAAACAAAUCUAGCGCAUAUUAUGGGGGUUUAUAUAUUUUUAAUUGCCCCAAUUUGAGUGAAAUGGAACAUUGUUAUCAUAUGGUUUUUUCUUGGAUGAUACAAAUAUUUAAGGCUUUCUUGCAAUCCUCCCGUUCCUUGCAUAGUCUUCGGAUUGUUAUUCCUGGAACUCAAAUUCCAAGGUGGUUCAGUAAACAAAAUGUGGGUGGGUCAAUAAGCGUGAACCUGUCUCCUGUUAUUAUGGAAGACCCAAAUUGGAUGGGUCUCGCUUGUUGUUCUUUGUUAGUGGCGCAUCAUGAUCCUAAUAAUUUGAAUGAUAGAUGGCAACAUGAUAAUUUUGGAAGUAUUGGAUACAAUUUUCAAAAUAUACAAGUUUUGCAUAAAUCAGAUUGGGUACUUCCAAUACUUUUAACCAAUGAUCUGGUCACAGGUGAAAUAGAUCACUUGUUCAUAACGUUUCACUCUCAGGAAACAAUCAAUGCUUUUCGAAGUCCAGAUGAAGACGAAAUGCCUGAUCUUGAUAAAGUGGGAUUCACAACAGUCAUAUUUCACCACCCUAAAGGUUACCAUUUGGAGGUGAAAAAUUGCGGAUAUCGUUUGGUAUUUAAGAAGGAUCUUCAACAAUUAAACUUAAACAAGAUGUUCAGCAAAAAUUCCUCAUCUAGGAAGCGCAAGCUUUUAUCAAGUGAUUCGCCACACAUCAUUCAUUGAGCUUAUCCACGGAAAGCGUAGAGAUUUCUUUUCAACCACAAUUACAUCAAAGAAAUUCUUUCCCAUUAGUGGGCCUGAACUACCAGUGCCACGAAUCUCCACUUUGGAGAAAAAUGAGCUGAAUGAUUGAAGGCUGGUUCAAACUUAUUUCACCUAUUGGAUUGUAGUCAGUUAUAGUUGCUCUUCGGGAUGGAUUCAAAGACUCCACUCUGAGGCAUCACUCUCGCGUACACACAAGGCUAGCACUGUCAAACAAUUAAAGAAGGGUUUGUCAAAUCUGAUGGGAGAAGAACUUUGGAACAAGUUGCAGAUGAGUACUUAACUGAGUUAAUUUAUAGAAGUCUAGCUCAAGUCUCGACAGUUGGCUUUGCAGGGAACGUUAAAUGUUGUCAAGUCCAUGAUUUAUUACAUGACAUGAUCGUAAGUAAAGCAAAGGACUUAAGUUUUUGCCAUUUUGUAGAAGAAGGUGAUGAUGAAUCAGCCACAGCCACAGCCACAACCAGAGUUGGAAUAUCAAGACGCCUAUCCAUAGACACUAGUUCCAACAUAGUGUUGAAGAGAAAUAUCGACACACAUCCGUGCUUUUCAUGCUUUUGGAAAAGGAGGACUGCUUGAGCCUAUUAUGGCUCAAUUAUCUUCAAAGUCAAGGGUUUUGAAAGUACUUAACCUUGAAGGUCCAUCGCUAAAACAUGCUCCUAGUGAUUUAGGAAAUCUUUUUCACUUAAGGUUCUACCUACCAUGCAUGCAAAUUGCAAAGGGACGUGACACGAUAUUUAAAGCAAAGCUAUUACCACCUUUGAUGGUAAGAUUCAAGUACUCCUACUUUAUGACUUUAAUUUUAAUUUAAAAAUAAAACAAAACAUCAUUGGCAAGUGUUGAAAUUUUAUGUGUGGCACUGAUUUGAUGACAAUGUUCAUGUGGGCCCAUGUCAACACAAACAUCUCUAGUAUCGUUAUAAUAAUUCAAAAUUUUAAAUAUCGUUGAAAGAGUUGGAAUAUAGUUUUUAUGAAUGCAGGUACCAACUGUUGGGAUUCAUCCCAAGUCCCACAUCGGUAAAAUGAAGGAACAUUAGUUAGUUUAUAAGUGUCCACCAUUCCACAUAGUAUGAGACCUUUUGGAAAGGAGUCCAAAAACAAAACCGUGCGGGCUUGGGCCCAAAGCGGACAAUAUCAUACUAUGGUGGAGGAACAGGUGGACUAGCGGGCCCAGCAAGUGGUUCGACUAGGGUUCGAUGCGGGAAGACCCUCAGUGUUGUGCCUCGCGAUGGAGAAGAGAUCCGAACUUGGUGCCUUGUGUCGAAAGUCUUCCUGAUAUUGUGGUGUUCAGGCGGCGUGUCCCCGUACAGUUAACGGCGAUACAAGAUGGUGACGAGAUCUGAACUUGGUGCCUUGUGUCGAAAGUCUUCCUGAUAUUGUGGUGUUCAGGCGGCGUGUCCCCGUACAGUUAACGGCGAUACAAGAUGGUGACGAGAUCUGAACUUGGUGCCUUGUGUCGAAAGUCUUCCUGAUAUUGUGGUGUUCAGGCGGCGUGUCCCCGUACAGUUAACGGCGAUACAAGAUGGUGACGGAUUAUCGCUUGAGGGGAGGAGGAGGUUUGUUGGGAUUCAUCCCAAGUCCCACAUCGGUAAAGCGGACAAUAUCAUACUAUGGUGGAGGAACAGGUGGACUAGCCGGCCCAGCACCAACAACGAUAGCUCCCACACGCGUAGGGUGACAAAUACAAUUACCAUCAUUGUCGCAUGAUUCAUGCAGCGAACAAUAACCUGAACAAACAACUGCUUCUAUCUUCUUCAUGGAAUCUUCUUCAUGGAAAACAUUACUGACAACAUACAUAUAUCAAAAGUUCCAACAAAUGCACACGUUUGUAUAUAUAUACAUAUUCUAAUAUCUCAUAGUCCUGAAAUAUAUAAUUGAAAUCAAGAAGAAAUAAAAAAUAAUGUAAGCUACAUACAAGAAGUGGCAAGCAAGAAGACGACCAAAGGAGCAAGCUUAACAUGGGCCAUUCUUUAAUUUUAGUAUUUCCAAAGAACCAAACUAUACAAAUGUGUUGUGCAGUUCCUUCUUGCAUGUACCAAUUUAUAAGCAUUGGGAGUUUACGGAUGUAUUGAAUUAAGAUUUUAUAAGACUUUUUUAGUAUUGAGAAUUUUAAAAUUUUUUGUGAAACUU
Cajanus cajan (pigeon pea) is the source of this 5700-nucleotide messenger RNA. RefSeq names its product TMV resistance protein N. The record is from RefSeq and is a predicted model, not a curated record. Gene Ontology annotation, molecular function: ADP binding. Gene Ontology annotation, biological process: defense response; signal transduction. Lineage: Eukaryota; Viridiplantae; Streptophyta; Magnoliopsida; Fabales; Fabaceae.